Messenger RNA from Morus notabilis, 2321 nucleotides. Its product is annotated as protein LAZ1. Gene Ontology annotation, biological process: transport. The coding region runs from base 311 to 1801 and encodes 496 amino acids. The transcript is spliced from 9 exons. Lineage: Eukaryota; Viridiplantae; Streptophyta; Magnoliopsida; Rosales; Moraceae. The record is from RefSeq and is a predicted model, not a curated record. Gene Ontology annotation, molecular function: transporter activity.
UUCAUAGAAAGAAAAAAAAAGAAAAAAGAAAAGAUUAUUGCAAUUAUCGCACGUGCUGUCCCCAUCCUGAUUUCAGAGCUUCCUUCAGAUGUUCCUUAAUUGAAAGUUUUUCUAGGGUUUAUUCAAUUGGGAUUUGGGAACGAAACCUCUCUCCAUCCCGCACUUUGAUUCUCCGAUCAUACCCUUUUGUUCUCCGAAUUCUGUUGGCUUGUAGGAUAAUAUGCUUUUGGCUAUCUUGAUUAGCCACUAAUGCUUUCGUUUGGGAAUUUUUGAUCCCAUAAUGGUGGACAAUCUGAAGUUAGCUUAGCCAAUGGAGAUAAUAGAUUAUUUUGCUCUUUUUACCAAGUUGGAAUACUCGCCUCCUACAUGGGCAAGUUUAGCUGCUGGUGGCUUUGUACUCCUCACUCUUACCCUUUCACUUUACCUUCUAUUGGAGCACCUAUCUGCAUACAAGAAUCCUGAGGAACAAAAGUUUUUGAUUGGAGUUAUCCUCAUGGUCCCCUGUUAUGCAAUAGAAUCUUUUGUAUCAUUGGUGAACCCAUCUAUUAGUGUUGAUUGUGGAAUACUUCGGGAUUGUUAUGAAUCCUUUGCCAUGUAUUGCUUUGGAAGAUACCUUGUAGCAUGCUUGGGUGGGGAGGAGAGAACUAUAGAAUUUAUGGAAAGGCAAGGCCGCGCCAGUGCUAAGACUCCUCUAUUAGAACCCAGUUCGGAAAAGGGAACUGUAAAGCAUCCUUUUCCAAUGAACCUUUUCCUAAAACCAUGGAAACUUGGCCAAUGGUUUUACCAGAUUAUCAAAUUCGGAAUUGUUCAGUAUAUGAUAAUCAAGGCUUUAAGUGCUAUGUUAGCAUUAAUUCUUGAAGCCUUUGGUACAUAUUGUGAAGGAGAAUUUAAAUUGGGAUGUGGAUAUCCUUAUAUCGCAGUUGUUCUCAAUUUCAGCCAGUCAUGGGCUUUAUAUUGUCUAGUUCAAUUCUAUGCCGUAACAAAGGAUGAAUUGGCCCACAUAAAACCUCUGUACAAGUUCCUGACUUUUAAAUCAAUUGUGUUUCUGACCUGGUGGCAAGGUGUGGCAAUCGCUGCUCUUUAUGCCUUUGGUUUGUUCAAAAGUCCAAUAGCUCAAGGCCUACAAUUCAAGUCAAGCGUCCAAGACUUCAUCAUUUGUAUAGAGUUUGACAAAUACAGUGUUCAUCCAGUACAGAUGUGCAUUGCUUCUAUCGUUCACCUGUAUGUGUUUCCUGCAAAACCAUAUGAGCUAAUGGGAGAUCGCUUCCCUGGGAGUGUUGCAGUUCUUGGGGACUAUGCAUCCGUUGACUGUCCUUUAGAUCCUGAUGAAGUUAGGGACAGCGAACGCCCAACAAAGCUUCGCCUUCCCACUCCUGAUAUUGAUGUCAAGAGUGGUAUGACCAUCAGAGAAAGUGUUCGGGAUGUUUUUGUAGGCGGCACGGGAUAUAUAGUGAAUGAUGUGAAGUUCACGGUAACCCAAGCAGUGGAGCCAGUUGAGAAGGGGAUCACAAAGUUCAAUGAGAAAUUACAUAAGAUCUCCCAAAACAUAAAGAAACACGAAAAGGAUAAAAAAAGAACAAAGGAUGACAGUUGCAUUGGACCGCCUCCUGCUCGAAGGGUGAUUCGUGGUAUUGAUGACCCUCUGCUGAAUGGGAGUAUUAGCGAUAGUGGGGUUUCUAGGGGAAAGAAGCAUCGCCGAAAAUCAGGAUAUACAAGUGCAGAAAGUGGGGGAGAGAGCAGCAGUGACCAAAGUUAUGGUGGAUAUCAGAUUCGAGGCCACAGAUGGCUUACCAAAGAUUAGUUGUGCGGAGAAUUGUGGGAGAUUGAAGGAUGGAUGGCUUAUUAUCAUAUCAAAGUAAGGUUCUAACGACAGAGGCUUGUUACCGGCAUUUUGCCUGACUUGACAAAGGCAGUUUACCAAUCCUACGUGUUAGCUUGACUUGGAUGCUGUGGGUUGUUUGAUCUGAAUUUAUCUGCUGUAAGGAUGCUCAUGUUCUCUGUGCCGCAGCUGGUGGAAUAUAUGUUGCUAUUAUUAUGAUUGGUUUCUGAAAUUCCUGUACAGAACUUACCCAUGAAUUGGGGUAUUGUUGAUAGAGGGGGUAAAGAAUCUUGUUGCAUAAUUGGCAUUUUAUACUAUCGAAACAUGUUCAGGAGUGAAAUAUAAAGAACAAUGACGCUGUCUUUGGGAAAUUGAAAUAUUGGCCAAGCCUUUUCCCAUUGAACUUUAUGCUUCAAGAAAUAGGUUUUCUUUUUUCUACCUUUAAUAGCUUAUGAAUUUGAAUCAGUACAAGCUUAUAAUAAAGCAUCAUGAAUUUGCGCUA